UUCCUGGUGGGCUCCGACAGCUUCCUUUCCCCACCGUGUAACGCUGUUAUUGACGGUCUGCAGCCGAAUAUAUUCCCUGAACAAGUGUUUUUUUCUGAUACCGCGCUACUGUUGUGAAGAGUUUGCAGGUUGGAAUAAGUCAGAAGCAAAUACUUGAUGAACUGUAGACAUAUUUUGAGCGGCUCAGGUUCGCACUGGACUCGGGUUUGUGGAUCUCGUUACAUGAUGAGGUUGUUGCUGGUGCUGAUCGCCUGUGUUGCUGUAGGCCUCUCAUAUAACACUGAUUUAAUGAACUAUGGGGACACAUACAGGAUAGACCUGCCUAGCAAUGCUUAUAGCCUCGAGUACAGCCGCAGCUACAGCUCAAAGGCGACCGUCUUGUGGAAACGUGGUGAACCUCCAGACAGAGAAGACAAAAGGCGGAAGGUGAUUGACUCCUACUAUGUGAUAAGUAAUGUUACCCAAGAAGACAGUGGCCGCUACACACUAAGACGCGAGAAUGGUUUGACGCUGUCUAGGAACAGACUUGAAGUAGAAGCAUCAGAUGAGAGCUAUUUACGUGAGACUGGUCAAGAACUGAGGAUCAGCUUCAAUCUUGAACAGCACUCCUGCAACAUUUACUUCUUCCCAAAUGGAGACAGCCAGACUGACAUUGUUCGCAAUGGACGGCUUCAGCAGAGUUAUACUGACUGCACUGGGUUUACGCUUCUAAAGCCAUGUGGGAUUUUAAACGACUACCUCCAAGUGUCAUGUCGUGGAAUCUUCGAGAUCAGAGAUCAUAAUGACAAUAAGGCUUUGGUGGUUUCACUAGACAUCGAAUCUGACACUAUGGAGUCAUCGUCGUACAUUGGUAUAGGCGGUGGGAUUCUUAUUUCAGCACUUUGCACCUGCUGCCUGAGGUGCUGCUGCUGUAAAAAGAAAUCCUCACGCAAGGAAGGCACUGAGGCUGCUGCUGAUGAAGACAACAAUGAAAAUGACCCUGCUGUACAUUACCAUGAGUAUGACCACGACCCUGUUGGACAGAGGCAGAACCAACUCCAUGUGCCCUCUGGGACGCAAUACCCUGCUCAGCCUUCCAUUACCCCGGCUGCCCCGCUGAUACAUAAUCCUCCUACUGACAUAAUGCCACCUGCUUAUUCUGAGGUUGCAGUUUCUUCAGAGCCAGCAGAUGCUCCAACUGUCCCUCUUUAUUCUGACUCUGAGCCACGGUUUGAAGUGAAGGGGAUGAACUUCAACUCUGCUGCUCCUCUCAGUUCGGAUCCAACACGCUGUGAUGUUUACACCUCAGAUAAGCUCAACUUCCUCUGAUAGCCUUGAUCUUUGCAAAAUUCCCUCAAAGUUUCUAACAUAUUCAGCAGUGUGACUUUAAAGGGAUAGUUUGACAUUCUGGGAAAUAUACUUACUCAGCAGUAGCUGCCUGGAGUUGAUGCUGGUUGCCUGGCAACUGGUCCAACACAGAACCAUUGCUAAAUAGAUAUUUCUAUGCUUUAUGGUUUUGUGCAUUAAAUCAGUGGUUCUCAAAUUUUUUCUGUCAGGCCCCCCUUCAGAGGACAAACAACUUUCAUUCCCCCCCUAAUAACUUCGUGCGUGUGUGUCUAUAUAUAUAUAUAUA
Messenger RNA from Amphiprion ocellaris (clown anemonefish), 1612 nucleotides. RefSeq lists its product as uncharacterized. The coding region runs from base 157 to 1308 and encodes 383 amino acids. The record is from RefSeq and is a predicted model, not a curated record. Lineage: Eukaryota; Metazoa; Chordata; Actinopteri; Pomacentridae. The transcript has 7 exons.